CUCACAGCCACCGCCAUAGCCCAGAUGAGAGCAACAACGACGCACCACUCCUGCGUCGGCGAACAAUAAUGGGCCACUCGCCUCGGACCUUUUUGUGUCUGAGAGCACUAUUUUGGCACUGGCUCACCCCAUCUAGCGUUUUCUUGGCCAACACCCUGACUCCCGCUACAGCACCCUUCACAAACGCGCGAGGCAUCGAGCCCGAUAAUUCCCGUCGACGAGAAGUAUAUCAAGCGGACGAGGACCAACAUCACCUGCACCAUGUGGAUGACACUGGCCAGCACCUGCUUUCGUCGGAAAAACUGCCUUCUCUCGGCGAAAGGAUCCAGAAUUGGUUUCACAAAGUAGGCGGAGAAUCUUCGUCUCAAGUUCAACAUCCGGCUCCAACAGUUACUGCGUCCGCUCCUGAAGUACAACACGUGAUCUCGUCCUCGCCAUCAACUACCAGCAGAGAAGCCCGUGGCAGUGCAAAAACCAACCCGCACCAGCAGCAGCGGAGAGUUAAAAACAGCGCCGCGUCGAGAGGGCAAGCGGCUGCUUUUCUGGCGAAAUCCUCGCAGGCACGAUCAUCUGCCUCGUCGAGACCCAAAGUGGCACAAGAUGAACUCGUCCAUCAACAACUUCGACGGGGCGGCCGUGGCAAGAUCCGUGGGACGGGCCGGUCAAGCAGCAAUCUUCGGAACAACAAACGCAACAGGCAUGAUUUUCGCGCCCUUGCAAGAUCGCAAAGAAAAGCUGCUGCGAGGCACCUCCAGAGUAGCAAAUCUCAUCAUGGCCAUCGAGUGAAGCAGGGCCUGAACCUGGUGAGCACAGCUGCAAAGAAGAGUUUUCAAAAAGGAACUACUGACCAGAAAACUUCUAAGCUCAACAAAAGUAGCAUUUCCAGGCGUGUAAGGCGAAACAGGCAGUCACCAGAAGGUGAGAGCGAACAGGAGGACAAAAACAAAGACAGCGAUGAUUCCGAUGAAAGAAGCGGUGGAGCAACACCAGGUUCGGAAAAUGACAAGGCAAACUCCUCCGGCGCUAGUAAUCCGCCGUCCGUCCAACAGCAACCUGAGUUAUGAACUGCAAAAGUAUCGGUGUCGUAUAAAUGCAUUACAAAUUUCCUCAGCAUGAAAAAUUGAAUUUGUCAUGCUAAAUUACCUAAGAAACCAGAUUUGUCAUGCUAGCCUGGCAUUUAUACGAGUGCGAUACUUUUGCACAGGAUAUGAGUCUGAGGACGUUGACAGUGCGGAUGUGGAAGAGAGCGGAGAGACGGCGGACGGAGAUAACACUCUGGGAGCGGGGAAGAUUGAGAAAAGCGGCGAGAAAACAACAAACGCCGACGUUGCAGGAAGAGAUGAUGAUGAUGAUGAUGAGGCCUCUCCGUACUCCGACUCGCAAGGGCGUGAGGAACUCGGGGACAGUGCGGAAAAUGAGGACGAGAAAGAUGAGGAUGAAGAAAAUGAAGAUGAGGAAAUUGAAAAGCUAAGCUACAUCCCGCCCGUUAUCAUCCCGGACUUAGAAGUCCACGACAACCACGCACCGUCGUUCCCGGAAAUGUACGGGGAUCUGUACCCGAACUGGAUUCCGGUGCUGAAAGAAUUCGAGAAACGCAAGUCCUCCGCUUUUGAAACGCUCCAGAUGGAGAUCAACUCGGCCACCUCCGUUUUCACCGCGUUGGCAAAAGUGAGGAUCAUCGCGGACCGGCUGUUUCUAAGCUCUGCAAAAGUCAAUCGUGCUCUCGUAUGAAUCGCAGUCAUGCGUGACAGAUCUGUUUUCUAUACGGAAAUUUAGCAUUACAAUUUCCAUUUCUCCCUCUGAGAAAUUUGUGAUGCUAUUUUUACUACGAGUACGACUACGAGGAAAAGAUACUAUUGCAAUGCAUAGUUUGCGCACUCCGAUGCCAGCAUCGACGUGAAAAACAUCACGGACGCGAACAUUGAUGACAAAGUCGACGACUACGAUGUGGACGAGUUUUCGGUGGCGUUGAACAAGUUGGACUCUGUAUUCUGGGUGAAAACGUUUUCCACAUAUGUAAACUCUUGCAACACAAAUCCAGAACUCUUGGAGGUCACACACAUGAGAAAUUUUCGUAUCUGGAGUGUAGCGCAGAUUUUCAGCAAGGACAGUCCGUCGCACUCAAUCGCAAAGCUCCAAGCAAGCUGCUUACCCUUUUUACACGUGCGUUACAAAUGCCAAAACGCGACUGGGAGUGCCCCACGACAUGGAGAGGCUCGCUCUUUGCAGACGUUCCUGCACAAGAACAUGCAAAUCUGCAUGACAACUUAGCUGUGGGGACGUUUCUCCUCAGGAUGCUUUGCGGUGGUGGUGCACACGCUGUCCUUGAACAAACUGCAGACGGCUAUUGCGGCGGAGGGACUGUAUAAUAUUGAUUUUUCCGUUGUCAUCAAUAGGAAUCUGUCAUGCAAUAAAUGGACCACCACCGUGUUUGUCAUGCGGGUAUGCGGGCCUGUGAUUCGAUUGUGGUGCAGGUGCUCCUGUACGAAGAUGCUACUGGUGCACCGCACGAGUUUGUCAUGCUAAUUUCAAAGAUGAAUCCUUCUACACGAAUAAAAAUAUUACAGCACCCGUGCCAAGAACCGGAUGGACUUGUGGCUGGAAACCUGGUCCUUGGACAUGAAGCACGCGGUGAAAAAGUUGACCGGGUUUCGUGCUUAUGCACUGCAAAGGUAUCGCACUCGUCCUAAUUGCGUUUAUGCAUUACAAGUCUGGCUGUUGAGGUAAAUCGGCAAUUUGUCAUGCCGAGUCAAUUUGUAAUGCAAUAAUUACUAUGAAGAGUGCGGUACUUUUGCAAUGCAUAGUGCUUUAAUCCUGAAAUGGCUUCUCUGCAGCGGCGGCGGCGGCGGGGAAAAGCAUUUGCAAAACAACGAUGAAUGCGGGGAAAUGAAGAAAAAAGCCGACGAAUUGUUGAAGGAGACAACCGAGGCGUGGAGCAACCUGUUUAUCACAGUGCACAACUCCCCCUCACCCGCAUUUCUUUCUGUGGCAUGAAAAGGAAUACAGACACCAGCACACGUGGAGCCUGUGCAUUACAAAUUUGCGUGCCUGAUCUAGUACUGUUUGUGCUCCUUCAGAAUCUGUCAUGCAAACAGUGCCACAAAGGCAAGGCAGCGCAGCGACUGGAUUUGGAUUCUCGCAUGACAAAUGAGGGGGAGUGGGAGCAGUUGUGCACUCUCAUAUUGUUGGAAUCAGAAACGGAAAACUAUUUCUCGCUGGGGGUGAAUUCCGGGAUGUUGGUAUCGAAAGGAAAAAUUCCUCCUCCCCACAUCAAAACGAAAUCUCUGAUGCUGGAUUUGUGUACACAAAUCCGAGAUGUCUUGCGGGAGAGCACUGCGAGCCCAUAUCAAGUGUGAGUAGAGAGGUUUUGGGCUAGGCGCUUAGCAUGAAAAGCAUCCGCGCUGCAGGCCCAACAGCAUGACAAACCGUCUGCACGAUGCCGCGGUUGUCUGCGCAGUUGCCUUCUUGCAAGACAAACACGAUUUGUGACCACAAAUCGGCGUCACAGAUUUCCAAAAAUAUACCUUUUCAGUAUGGGGAGGCGAGAUUUUUCCUUUUGAUAGUUUGGCCUGGACGCGUUUUUGACGGAGGGAGAUUCUUGUCCGGACUGUAGCACCGAUAGCACAACUGCAAACGGCAACGGGAACGGGGGAGAGGAAAACGGAAAUGACGAGGGAACAAGAAGUACUUCUUCUAGCGAACAAGAUGCGGCGGAGUCGGAGAGUACGAAGGUAGAAGAUGAUGAAGAUGACGAUAAAACAUCGACCAGUGGAAAUGGACCGCUGGAGAAGAAGGAGGAUGGGGAGUGAGACUGAGACAACUUAAUAAAUCUGCGGGAGAGCUGUGCUAAACUAGCGCUACUGUCCACGACGCUUUGUAUGAUUCGAGAUAAAUUAUAUGUUUCGCAGCUGGCUUUCUUUUGAAUUUAGGUGAACUAUUAAUGCGGCUGGAAUCGAGCGAGCUGCCGUGAUAGCACGUCGCACUUUCUCAGGAUAAGAGAACGAUUUAACAAAAAUGCCGAAGAUUGAAGUAGCAACACAAAGCUUCCACCGCGAUGAGAUCGCGACGAGCAAACAUCCUCUGACUCGAGAAUAAAGAUGAUUUUUUGAUGAACAAAACCGAGAACAAAGAUGAGUUUUUGAAGUCCGUUGUGAGAUUUUUAGGAGAUG
This is a messenger RNA of Amoebophrya sp. A120, 4169 nucleotides long. The record is from the annotation of a GenBank genome assembly. Lineage: Eukaryota; Dinophyceae; Syndiniales; Amoebophryaceae.